Messenger RNA from Aspergillus pseudoviridinutans, 1113 nucleotides. RefSeq lists its product as uncharacterized. NCBI's taxonomy places the organism in Eukaryota, Fungi, Ascomycota, Eurotiomycetes, Eurotiales, Aspergillaceae. The coding region runs from base 1 to 1113 and encodes 370 amino acids. The record is from RefSeq and is a predicted model, not a curated record. The transcript has a single exon.
AUGUCGAUUACUGCAGCAGAACCCACCUUCGCCUCUCAACUCCCCCCCCUCGAGCCGACCAUCCAAGUAAGGACGGAGGAACCUCUGUUCGAAGAGGACCCUUACCGCUUGGGGGCCGCACAGGACUUGGAGACAGUGACGCUGUGCCCACCAGGGCUCGAAGGCCUGGAAAUGCUGGGCGCCGGCGACUUUGUCGAUUUUUCAGUCGUGGGAGAGCAGCCGGGGGGGAAGAUUACAGCGACACCUUCCACAGCAUUUGAUCACGUACCGUUCGGUGCUUUGCGACCGACGCCACCGCGAGGUUUAAUAGCAGAAAGAGUCAUGUCGGCUUUUGAAGGAGACGACUUCUUGCACCGUCUUCUGGACCUGCAGGUCAAGCUUUCGGACCUGAUAAAAUCACUCACAAGCGGAAAGGAGAGCAGCUGCCUAGCGCUGACGCCGAAUGCUCCAGGGAUAGGCAGCUUUGCUUCCGGGGCUGUCCUUACCAAGAACAUGGAAGAGGUCGCCCUGGCCACGGAAGACCUAGUCGACAUCAUUGAAAAGGUGCAACGAUGUGGAGUUCGGGACAGCGACUACAGCCGAGAGGCUGAACGCGGCAUGUUCACCCCGUCCUCUUCAUCACAAGCCGGCGUGCCGGUUCCACCGCGAAAAUCAACAAAGCCCCACAUUGCCACGACACUCCUGGUCUCGAGUAGCUACGUGAGGCUUAUCCAGGUCUUUGAGCUGCUGGUUGAGACGCUGCAACAGCCUUCACCAAGCCAGCCAUACCACGCUUCAAACUGGGGCAGGCCACAGACUCCACAGACUCCACAGGCUCCAACAGGGGAAAUGCCCAUGUUCCGGUUAGGGCGGCUGCGACUAACCAUCCCCCCAAGACUCAGCACAGAACUGCACUUUCAUGUUGUUUCGCAGAUGGUACAACGGCUCAGGGAAACAAUGCAGAGCUACGCGGCGUACGUUGAGAAUGCAACGGCGCCAGGGAGUGCCAGCGACUUUUUCAAGGCGAUGGAACCGAGCGGGACAAGUGCCAUUGCCAUGAUAGUCGAGAGUGUCUUGUCAGAUGUGAACACGCAGGAGGAGAACCUGCUCACAACCUUACAUAGAAGAGACUAA